AUGAUUUUUUUCCUUUCUUUUAUCUUUUACAUUCUCUUAUUUUUCCUCCACUCACUUUCUACCUUUUCUUUUUCUUUCUUUCUUUCUUUCUUUCUUUCUUUCUUUCUUUCUUUUCUCCAAUAUCAUCAAUAUAAUUGUUUUACAAAAUCUCCGCCUUGUUUUUCGAACUGCCUUUCUCUAUUCGCCUUACUUGGCCAAUCUUACUCUAUAAUAAUUGAUUUAAAAAUCUAUCUAUCUAUCUAUCUAUCUAUCAAUCAAAUUCUCUUCAUUAUCUAUCUAUCUAUCUAUAUCUAUAUAUAUCUGCCUUCUCCCUCACUCUCCUACAGACUGUUUAAUCUUUAUCUCUUUUUCCAUCUCUAUUUAACUUUCCCUUUCACUGACAUCGUGUUGUUUUUAAGCUACAUUCUCUUUAUCGACAUACUUGCUUUCCUGAUCUACUACUUACAUAUUUAUCUAUUUGUCUCUCUCUCUCUUAUUUUCUCUCUCAUUCUGUUCAUAUAUAUUUGUCUCACCCUGUUCAUCUAUCUAUCUAUCUAUCUAUCUAUCUAUCUAUCUAUCUAUCUAUCUGUCUUUCUCAACCUGCUCAUAUCGGUCUAUCUAUCUAUCUAUCAAUCUCAACCUUCUGUUCCUAUCUAUCUAUCUAUCUAUCUGUCUGUCUGUAUAUCUAUCUAUGCUAGUCUGUUCCUGUCUACCUAUCUAUUUUUCUCUGUUCCUUUUUCUAUCUAUCUAUCUAUCUAUCUAUCUAUGUUAGUUUGUUUCUAUCUCUCUCUCUAUCUAUCUCAGUCUGUCCAUCUCUCUCUCUCUCUCUCUCUCUCUAUCUCAGUCUGUUUCUAUCUAUCUAUCAUUUUAUGUUUCAGAUUUUUCAUAUCUCUUUCUCUAUUCAUUAUCUCUAUCGGUUCAUUAUCUAUCUAUCUAUCAUUAUCUAUCUAUCUAUCUAUCUAUCUAAGUCUGUUCAUUAUCUAUCAUCUAUCGAUCUAUCUAUCUAAGUCUGUUCAUUAUCUAUCUAUCUAUCUAUCUAUCGAUCUAUCAGGUCUCGGUUCAUUAUCUAUCUAUCGAUCUAUCUAUCUAUCUAAUCUGUUCGGUUCAUUAUCUAUCUAUCGAUCUAUCUAUCUAUCUCACUCGGUCCAUUAUCUAUCUAUCUAUCUAUCUAUCGAUCUAUCUAUCUAUCUCACUCGGUCCAUUAUCUAUCUAUCUAUCUAUCUAUCUAUCUAUCUAUCUAUCUCACUCGGUUCAUUAUCUAUCUAUCUAUCUAUCUAUCUAUCUAUCUAUCUAUAUAUUAUCUAUCUAUCUAUCUAUAUCAGUCUUCUGUUUAUUAUCUAUCUAUUCAUCUAUCGAUCUAUCUAUCUAUCUCAUUCGGUUCAUUAUCUAUCUAUCUAUCUAUCUAUUCAUUUAUCUAUCAUGUUAUCUAUCUAUCUAUCUAUCUAUCUAUCUAUCUAUCUCACUCGGUUCAUUAUUCAUCUAUCUAUCUAUCUAUCUAUCUCAUCGGUUCAUCUAUCUAUCUAUCUAUCUAUCUAUCUAUCCAUCUAUCUAAGUCUGUUCAUUAUCUAUCUAUCUAUCUAUCUAUCGAUCUAUCUAUCUAUCGAUCUAUCUAUCUAUCUAUCUAUCUAUCUAUCUAUCUAUCUAUCUAAGUCUGUUCAUUAUCUAUCUAUCUCAUCUAUCUCAUCGGUUCAUUAUCUAUCUAUCCAUCUAUCUAUCUAUCUCAUCGGUUCAUUAUCUAUCUAUCUAUCUAUCUAUCUAUCCAUCUAUCCAUCCAUCUAUCUAAGUCUGUUCAUUAUCUAUCUCUAUCUAUCUAUCUAUCUAUCGAUCUAUCUAUCUCUCUCACUCGGUUCAUUAUCCAUCUAUUCAUCUAUCUAUCUAUCUAUCUAUCGGUUCAUUAUUCAUUAUCUAUCUAUCUAUCUAUCGAUCUAUCUAUCUAUCUCACUCGGUUCAUUAUCUAUCUAUCUAUCUAUCUAUCUAUCUAUCGGAUCAUUAUCUAUCUAUCGUCUGUUCAUUAUCUAUCUAUCUAUCUAUCGAUCUAUCUAUCUAUCUCACUCGGUUCAUUAUCUAUCUAUCUAUCGAUCUAUCUAUCUAUCUCACUCGGUUCAUUAUCUAUCUAUCUAUCUAUCUAUCUAUCUAUCUAUCUAUCUAUCUCUGUUCAUUAUCUAUCUAUCUAUCUAUCUAUCUAUCUAUCUAUCUAUCUAUCUCACUCGGUUCAUUAUCUAUCUAUCGAUCUAUCUAUCUAUCUCACUCGGUUCAUUAUCUAUCUAUCUAUCUAUCUAUCUAUCUAUCUAUCUCACUCGCUUCAUUAUCUAUCUAUCUAUCUAUCUAUCUGUUCAUUGUCUAUCUAUCUGUUCAUUUUAUAUUUAUCUUUUCAUUGUUUAUCUCUAUGACUGUUCAUUAUCUAUCUAUCUAUCUGUAUCCUCGCCUCCUUCGGGGGCACAUUUUCCACUGCAUCAUACUCCCCCCACCCUCAUUCCACCUCUCCAUCCCGAGGCGCGACCCCCUCCUGCCCAUUUCCCAACCUCCACAGGAUUUCCCUUCCCAGCCCUCGACCCCUUCUCUAGUCUGUUAGACUUUACAAGAACGCUUAUUAUGUCAUCCUGGUGGGACGUGACCGGGGUAGGAAAGAGAUUCUUUUUACAAAUGCAGUGCUCCUUGAAAAAAAGGCUAACAUCUUCUCCAGAUGAGCCUUGCUCUCUUCCCUCGGCAAAAGUCAUUAUUGAACCCAAGCGUUCACCUUUCCGCCAUGUUAUUUUCCCUUUUAAUGACUUCAUCUGUUGGAGAAUGGAAGAAAAUGUGGCUCUUGGAGGCCAACGCCUAAAAUCUAAAUUCUUCACUCAGAGACGAAUAUGGCAUAAUUCCAAAACACGUUUUUCCGUCUGUUUGGUCCGGAGCUCUUUCUCCUCUUCUUCCUACCCCCUCUCUCCCCCCCUCUCUCUCUCUCUCUACAGUUCCUUCUUUUUCUCUAUCUAUCCCCCCUCCUUGCUAAAUCUGGCUAUCUCUCUCACUCUCCCUCAUAUCUUUACAUCACUUUCUUUCUCGUUUCCUCAUUUUAAUUUUCCUUUCUUUCUUUUCGAAACAUUUUCUUUCCUUUAUUCUCUUUCUUUCUCUUUCCUUAAAUUCGUGAAUGUCACUUUCUUUCUUUCUUUCUUUCAUUCUUCCUUUCUUUCUUUUUUCUUUCUUUCUUUCUUUCUUUCUUUCUUUCUUUCUUUCUUUCUAAAUAUAUCGUUUUUCUUUCUUUCUAAAUCGUAUCUUCUUUCUUUCUUUCUUUCUUUCUUUCUUUCUUUCUUUCUUUCUUUCUUUCUUUCUUUCUUUCUCCAAACAUUUUUCUCUUCUUUAUUCACAUUCUUUCUCUUCUCUUUCUUGUCUAGCUUCUUUCAUUAUUCUUCCCAUUUAUUCCUCUUCCUUUUCUCUCUCUCUCUCUCUCUCUCUCUCUCUCUCUCUCUCUCUCUCUCUCUUUCAUUUUCUCACUGA
Acanthosepion pharaonis is the source of this 3453-nucleotide messenger RNA. NCBI's taxonomy places the organism in Eukaryota, Metazoa, Mollusca, Cephalopoda, Sepiida, Sepiidae. The record is from the annotation of a GenBank genome assembly.